AUGAAUCACAUUUCUUUCCUAGAAGAUUGUGAAUUUCGUCAUUUAAAAUAUAAUAAUAAAAUAUGUCAAGGUUGGUUAUUUAAUGAUUUACAUUCAGCAUAUGAAGGUAUUAUGGAAGAAUUGCUCGCUUUUGGGUUAGAUGCGAAAUAUCGUGCUGAACCGUGGUCAGUUAGACAUCAAAUAGAUGAACUACAACGAAUAUUGGAUGACUUAAGAUUGCUAUAUAUAACAUCUAGACAUUCAUAA
Didymodactylos carnosus is the source of this 246-nucleotide messenger RNA. NCBI's taxonomy places the organism in Eukaryota, Metazoa, Rotifera, Eurotatoria, Philodinida, Philodinidae. The record is from the annotation of a GenBank genome assembly.